AUGUUAAGGUUUUUCCUAUUUACAAUUUUCCUUGUUGCAGCCUCGGCUGAACAAGUCAGUGGUAUUUUCACAUCUUUCGACUCAUUGGUAUGGGAAAAAGCGGCCAAUUAUGCCUUUGCAAGUCCUGCUUACCCCAGUUGGAUAGCAACGUUAUCUUGGAAAUUUAAAGGAACCGAGGUGCUGUCUGGUGAUACAUUUAGUUUAACCUUGCCAUGUGUUUUUAAAUUCACUACCAGUCAAACAACUGUUAGCUUGAAUGUUGGACUGACAAAUUAUGCAACCUGUACCUUUAACCCAGGAGAUAUUGUGGUUUCCUUUUCACAAUUGGAAUGUGUGUUCCUAGAUUCAGUUACUUCUCUGACCGAUGCUCACGGUUCAAUUAAUUUCCCAGUUGCAUUUAAUGUAGGUGGUUCUGCUUUGAGUACAGAUUUACAAGAUUCUACUUGUUUCUCCGAUGGUGAAAAUUCAGUGUCUUUCUAUGAUGGUGACAAUAAACUUACAACUCAGGCUAGUUUCUCCGGCGGAUCUACAGAUGAUCCCAAUAAAAUUACAUAUAUUAACAGGGUGGUUCCUUCUUUGAAUAAACAACAACAAUACCUUCUUGGUGGAAAUUGUCCUAGUGGAUAUAAAUCUGGCUCUAUUGGUAUGCAAAUUAGAAACCUGGGAUCUUCAAUUGAUUGUGAUUCGAUCCAUAUGGCAAUUACUAAUUCUUUGAAUGAUUGGUACUUACCUCAAAAUGCUGAUGUUGAUUUUUCAUUCACUUAUACUUGCAGUUCCUCCUCGUUCAUUGUUAACUAUCAAAAUAUACCUGCUGGCUACAGACCAUUCAUCGAUGCUCUCUUUGAAGUUUCUAACGGGGUUAGCGUGUCGGUAAAUUACGUUAAUAACUACAUUUGUACUAGUUCUAGUACAACAACCAAUAAUGGGAAAACUAUUACCUGGAGUGCCUAUGAAAAUAAUGUUGCAGGAGGUAAUGGGGAGGCCGUAGAAGUUGUGACCAGUACCUAUACUGGUUCCACUACCGAAAUAAGUACAAUGCCGUUUGUUAGCUCCCAUGAUCAAACCAAAACUAUUGUUGUCAAUGUUCCAAUACCAACAGUUACUACAACCACUACUUAUGUUGGCGUUUCAACCUCAUUCACUACAAAGACUGCUACGCCGGGUUCAACGGCUACUGUUAUA
This is a messenger RNA of Spathaspora passalidarum NRRL Y-27907, 1182 nucleotides long. RefSeq lists its product as uncharacterized. The record is from RefSeq and is a predicted model, not a curated record. Gene Ontology annotation, cellular component: fungal-type cell wall. Lineage: Eukaryota; Fungi; Ascomycota; Pichiomycetes; Serinales; Debaryomycetaceae. The transcript has a single exon. The annotation marks the transcript as partial. Gene Ontology annotation, biological process: cell adhesion.